UUCAAACAGGUACCACGCACCAUUGGUUACCAGUCGACACCUGAUAGCAGACUUUAUCUAUCAGGGAACUGACCGCGUUCUACAUCUAUAUCAGCCAGCAAUGGCUUGCGUCCACACCAGAAAAAUACUAGGCCUAUGGCUGAAGUUCAUUCUUCUCUCGCUUGCGUUUGCAGAGCCUCAACUAGACCUUCCGCAGUUACCGCAAGUCUCAAGCACACAGAGAAACCCAUACAGUUAUGGUGUAUCAAGCACUCAACCUAAUAACAAUUUCGUUAGAUCCUUUCAAUACAGUACAUCCCGCCCUCCGAGUUCAGUAACUCCUGGAGUAUUCCCAGUUUCUUCAACCCCAUUUAGUGGUAUAACUCCUGAUAUUAGCAACAACGGAUAUCCAAGUGGAUUUGGGAAUGGUCAGAGUUCAACACUUCGACCUUUUGAUGAGAGGAACCGCGAUGAUCGUAUAGAUAUCAACAGUGAUCCAAAUUUCCGACGCAAUGAUCCCAAUUUCGUUCGUGAUGAUCCCAAUUUUGUGGGCGCAAACCCUUAUGAAUUUAAUAGGGAUUUCACGUCGAAUAGACUAGAUGAUAGAGUGAGUCAAGUAAGCUUACAUCAGAUAAGGGAUUUCCUGAAGCAGGCGGAUGACCAGGCUUCAAAGGAAUGUACCAAUAAUGUGGCAGCGCAAUGGAAUUUUGAAACUGACGUGAACGAUGCUACACAACAUGCAGCUCUGGAUGCUCAACAACGGUACACACUAUUCCAACGAGGGUUGUGGGAGGUAGCUCAGCAGCUGCCCCGGGGCGCUAUCAGAGACUUCCCCACGUUCAGGCAGCUGAGGUUCCUCUCCAUCAUCGGGCCGGCAGCACUGCCUCCAGACCAACUAGAUAGAUACAACAGAAUAAUAAAUGACAUGUUGGCCGUUUACAACAAUGCCGACAUCUGCGCGUACAAUGAGCCGUUCAAAUGCGGCCUUCACCUGCAGCCAGAGCUCCAGUACACCAUGUCACACUCCCGGGACUGGGAUGAGCUGCAGCACGUGUGGACAGAAUGGAGGAGGAACACCGGCAGGAGGAUCAGAGACUUGUAUGAGCAGCUCGUGGAUCUGACCAACCAGGCUGCGAGGUUGAAUAAUUUCACCGACGCUUCAGCUUACUGGAUGUUUCCUUAUGAGUCUUUCAACAUGCGUCAAGAAGUUGAUGAGGUUUGGGAACAGGUGAAGCCUCUGUAUGACCUUCUACAUGCCUACGUCCGUCGGCGGCUUCGCGAAGCAUACGGCCCAGAGCGGAUAUCCAGAUCAGCACCGCUACCUGCUCACGUACUUGGAGACAUGUGGGGUCAGAGUUGGUCUGGCAUCGUGCCUUUUACCUUACCGUACCCGGGAAAAAAACUGGUGGAUGUAACACAGGAAAUGACACGACAGGGCUAUACCCCGUUAACAAUAUUCCAACUGGCAGAAGAGUUCUUCGUAUCCAUGAACAUGUCGGCAAUGCCGCAAGAUUUUUGGGCUCUGAGCGUUUUUGAGCAACCUGCUGACAGACAGAUACACUGCCAACCGUCUGCCUGGGACUUUUGUAAUAGACAUGAUUAUAGAAUCAAAAUGUGCACUCAUCCAGACAUGAAGGACUUAAUAACUGCUCACCAUGAAAUGGCCCACGUUGAGUAUUUCCUUGCCUACAGGAACCUACCGAAGGUCUUCAGAGAUGGAGCUAAUCCAGGUUUUCACGAAGCAGUCGGUGAAACAAUUGCUCUCUCUGUUUCGUCUCCACGUCAUCUUCAGACCCUGGGUCUAAUCCAGCGCUCCAUCGAUGACACUGCUCAUGACAUCAACCAUCUCUUCACCCAAGCAAUGGACAAACUCGCCUUUCUUCCUUUCGCUCUGGUUAUGGACAAAUGGCGCUGGGAUGUGUUUAACGGUGACGUCAGAAAGGAACAAUACAACUGCCAUUGGUGGAGAUUAAGGGAGCAGUACCAAGGCGUCAAACCCCCAGUGCUUCGUUCAGAAUUGGACUUCGAUCCAGGCUCCAAAUACCACAUUCCGGCUAACAUACCAUACAUAAGAUAUUUCGUCAGCACUAUAUUGCAGUUCCAAAUCCACCGGGCAUUAUGUGAAAGGACUGGACAAUAUAUCGCCGGCGAUCCUUCUAGACCUCUACAUAAAUGCGACAUUUAUCGGAACCCAGAAGCGGGCAGAAUUUUGACGCGGUUGAUGGAACGAGGUUCAUCCGUGCCAUGGAGCCAGGUCCUUCAGGAGUCUAUCGGCGAAGCGAAGCUCAGCGGAGAGGCCCUUCGUGACUACUUCAGACCACUUGAGGAUUGGCUUCGGAGUGAGAACUUGAGAACUGGAGAAUAUCUGGGCUGGAGUUAUGAUGGAGACUACUGUAAAUUCAGCAUUGAAACAGCAGGUCUACAAGUUUACGGAGGUUUCUACAACGCUGCAAUCAGAACUUUCAACGCCGCUGAACUACUCACCAUCAUGUUAACCUCGACGAUAAUUACUGUGAUCAGUUUACGUCAUAGAUAAAUCUUACUUUCAAAACUGCACAUAAACAAUGAAUUAUACAAUAUUUUGAGAACAUCAAGCAGAGAAAACCUAUUGGAGAACUUAUAAUAUAAUAUUAUGUAAUAAAGAGUAAAAAAUAAGGACUCCGUGUCAUCUUACAUAACAGUGAGGCACCAAAACAAGCCGGUAAACGGUAAAUAUAUAGCCUAACAAAUAUACUUACACUAAUACAAGCCGAUCGGCCGCCAUUAUGACGUGUCCAUCGUCUGUGACAGAUCAGUUUACGUCGCAAUAAAAUAUUUUUAAAAGACCGUCGUGCGUCGUGAAAAAGUGUAAAAACAAAAAUAUUAAAGUAUUUGAGGAUAUAUGAUUAUUUAAGGGAUAAAAAAUUGUGUAACUGGUAUACACCGUAACUGCACACACACUAGCAUAAAGGUGAUUCACUUGCUAAUAUCACGGCGCGGAGUCCUCCUUUUUUUACUCGUCCGUGGUAAUAAAGAAUUAUAUAAGACUUAUUGCAAUAAGUAUUUUUAUAGUAGUAAUAACAUGAUAAUAAACUAAUGUAUAGUUAAAAUUAAUGUUUGUACUUACGUCGAGGUAAGUAAGUAACUUACUUACUUAGGCAAGUCUUCAAAGGCAUAUAUUUAGGCAUCAAUAAUUAUGAAACGUUUCUAUAACAUAAAUGAGUUAUUUUAUGUUUUAUCUAUUUGCCUAACCUUAAUUGUUAAAAUGUUAAUUUCUCAUUGAAGUGACAAAUAGGUCUCGAGAAUAAAGUUAUUUAAACCUUAAGUACAGGGUUAUAUGAACUUGUAAGUACACUUAAUAUUUUUGUUACAAUCCCUAGUUCGUUGGAAGAAUUAAUUGAAGCAUUAGUAUGAAUAAAUAUUUUAUGAUUAAGAA
Messenger RNA from Leptidea sinapis, 3394 nucleotides. It is a transcript of the gene Ance-3, whose product is annotated as angiotensin-converting enzyme. The record is from RefSeq and is a predicted model, not a curated record. Gene Ontology annotation, cellular component: plasma membrane. The coding region runs from base 101 to 2515 and encodes 804 amino acids. The transcript has 12 exons. Gene Ontology annotation, molecular function: metallopeptidase activity; peptidyl-dipeptidase activity. NCBI's taxonomy places the organism in Eukaryota, Metazoa, Arthropoda, Insecta, Lepidoptera, Pieridae. Gene Ontology annotation, biological process: proteolysis.